CGGGAGGGGCCGGGCCGGGCCGGGCCGGGUCGGGCGGUGCUGGCGGCGGCCGGAGGAAGAUGGUGGUGGCUCCGGAGGCGGCGGCGGCGGCGGGAGGAGAGGUGUGAUUGACAAAAUGUCAACAGAGUAAGUGACCUACCCACCAGAACUUGCCAUGAACCAUUUGGUUGGACCGCCUGAUGGGGAGGUAAGCGAAGAGCCAGCAAAUGGGGCAGUGAACGAGUCGGUGGAGGCUGACCUGGAGCAUGCGGAGGUGGAAGAGGAACAGCGGUAUGCAAGUCACUACCCAAGGCGUACAAACAGCAGCCAAGGGGGCCUGUCUGGGCAGGAGGAGGAAGGGAUGUUAGCUCGGUCAGCCAGCACUGAGAGUGGUUUCCACAAUCACACAGAUACUGCAGAAGGGGAUGUCAUAGCCACGGUGGAGGACAGCUACGACACGGAGAGAGUUCAGGAAAAUGAGGAUGAGAGCGCCUAUGCAGUGCAGUACAGGCCUGAGUCUGAGGAGUACACGGAGAAUGCCGAGGCUGAGCAUGGCGAGGCCGUUCAUAACCGAACACUGCCCAACCACCUACAUUUCCAUUCCAUCGAACACGAGGAAGCCAUGAACGCAGCCUACUCAGGUUACGUCUACACACAUCGUCUCUUCCACCGAGGUGAGGAUGAGCAGUAUGCCGAGCCUUACGCUGACUAUGGACUGCAGGAGCACGUGUAUGAGGAGAUUGGAGAUACACCAGACCUGGAUGCUAGGGAGGGGAUCCAGCUGUAUGAGCGGGAGAGGGAGGAAGCUGACAAUUACCGCAAGGAGGCACUCGGUGCCCGCCUUCACCAUUACGAUGAGCGGUCUGAUGGAGAGUCUGACAGCCCAGAAAAGGAGGCAGAGUUUGCGCCCUACCCAAGAAUGGAUAGUUACGAACAAGAGGAGGACAUUGAUCAGAUUGUGGCGGAGGUGAAGCAGAGCAUGAGCUCCCAGAGCCUGGACAAGGCAGCUGAAGACAUGCCAGAAGCUGAGCAGAGUUUGGAGCAGGCUCAUACUCUUGCCGGUGGGGGGCAUGAAAGCAACGGCCAGCUUCCACCUGGUUCUCGCGUUACGUCCGGCUCAGGAGAAACUGUGCAGAGGUACAGCAAGGAAAAGAGAGAUGCAAUUUCACUGGCCAUCAAGGAUAUUAAAGAGGCUAUCGAGGAAGUGAAGACAAGGACCAUCCGUUCUCCUUAUACCCCUGACGAACCUAAGGAGCCGAUCUGGGUGAUGCGGCAGGACAUCAGCCCAACCAGGGACUCUGACGACCAGAGGCCACUAGAUGGAGAUUCUCCAUCUCCAGAUUCCUCUUCACCUCGGGGUGCUGAGUCGUCAAGUAGGCAACAUCACCAGGAUGUCUGCAGUACAGCAGAGCCCUCCACUAAUAAAGAGUCCAGAAAAAGCUUGGCUUCAUUUCCAACCUAUGUUGAAGUUCCUGGACCUUGCGAUCCUGAAGACUUAAUCGAUGGAAUCAUUUUUGCAGCCAAUUACCUUGGCUCAACUCAACUCCUUUCUGAUAAAACUCCCUCCAAGAAUGUGAGAAUGAUGCAGGCUCAGGAAGCUGUCAGCAGGAUCAAGAUGGCCCAGAAAUUAGCCAAAAGCAGGAAGAAGGCUCCCGAAGGUGAAUCUCAACCAAUGACUGAAGUGGACCUCUUCAUUUCUACACAGAGAAUUAAAGUACUGAAUGCAGACACACAGGAAACCAUGAUGGAUCAUCCCCUGCGGACCAUUUCUUACAUUGCGGAUAUAGGGAAUAUAGUUGUUCUGAUGGCUCGUAGGAGAAUGCCACGGUCUAACUCCCAGGAUAAUGUGGAAGCAUCUCACCCUUCCCAGGAUGGAAAGAGACAGUACAAAAUGAUUUGCCAUGUCUUUGAGUCUGAAGAUGCACAACUGAUUGCACAGUCCAUAGGUCAAGCAUUCAGUGUGGCCUAUCAGGAGUUUCUGAGGGCAAAUGGGAUCAAUCCGGAAGACCUUAGCCAGAAGGAAUAUAGUGACUUGCUCAAUACCCAGGACAUGUACAAUGAUGACCUCAUUCACUUCUCCAAAUCUGAAAACUGCAAAGAUGUUUACAUCGAAAAGCAAAAAGGAGAAAUCCUAGGUGUAGUGAUUGUGGAGUCUGGUUGGGGAUCCAUUUUGCCUACAGUUAUCAUAGCCAAUAUGAUGCAUGGAGGACCAGCAGAGAAGUCUGGGAAGCUGAAUAUAGGGGAUCAGAUCAUGUCGAUCAAUGGGACCAGUCUGGUUGGCUUACCACUCUCAACAUGUCAGAGCAUUAUAAAGGGUUUGAAAAACCAGGCCCGGGUUAAACUGAACAUCGUUAGGUGUCCUCCAGUAACAACAGUCUUGAUCAGGAGACCGGACCUCAGAUACCAGUUGGGCUUCAGUGUGCAAAAUGGGAUUAUCUGUAGCCUUAUGAGAGGUGGUAUAGCAGAGCGAGGAGGUGUGCGUGUUGGCCAUCGGAUCAUUGAAAUCAAUGGGCAGAGUGUUGUGGCGACACCCCAUGAGAAAAUUGUGCACAUUCUGUCAAAUGCUGUUGGUGAGAUUCAUAUGAAGACUAUGCCAGCUGCCAUGUACAGACUGUUGACUGCACAAGAGCAACCAGUUUACAUCUAAAGCCGACACCUCACUGUCACAAUGUGCAUGGAGGAUGUUUUUCCUCAUUAGUGCUUGUCUCUCUAGUGCUGCAUUUCUGUGUCCGCAGAGACAUUUCUUUCUUUGUCUCACAAAAAAAGAGACUUUAUAUCUCUUUUCCCUCCCUUUCUCCCCUUCUCCGUAACAUUCUCCUGUAUUUUGGGAAGGGGCAAAAUAUACGGGACUAUUUUGGUUGCAUCUCUUUACAAGUGAAACUAAAUGCAGUUCCACACGCAAAACAGGAAAAUAGCAGCAGCAUUGUUCACAGCAGUAUUCACAAAAAGGAUCGACUCUGAUUCAUUCUAAUAACCAGUUUUAUUUUUGUGACUGUUAUUUGGUAAACUGAAUAAAUUAAAUGUUGCUAAAUGAAAGAUGUCUUUUACCAAACAAGCAGAAGUGUAGGGUGCAAAGUGUUCUCUUGGACAUCCUGCACGUGGCUUUUCUUUUCUUCCCCUAUUUUCCCACAGGCACUGAGCUCUGUUUUAAAGGUUUAUGUCUGUAGGAAAGGUAGAACACCAAAAAGAUAUUUUUGCCCUCAGGAGGAAUACCUGCUUAUGAAGAAUGAGUAAAUGCUGCAGUGGUAAAAUGGACUGUCCAAAUACCUUUUAAUUACCUUCUGUUACCAGUUUUUCAUGAUCUUAGGACCCUAAAAGGUACUCUGCGAGUUGCUGAAACACAUUACAAUUGCAUUAAUUACACCAAGUAAUCGGGGAGGCAUAUUUUACAACUGCCUCUCCCUCUCUACCCCCAGUUUUUGAACUGUUUUGCUCUACUUCAUUUCUAAAUGCAACAUGUCUUCUAUAGUCCCUUGCCUAUUUUAGAAGUUAAAGGAAAGGGGAGAGAAGGAGGGGAGAACAAGAGAAACAAUAUGGGGAUUUGCUGAAUAGCUACACGUUUUCUAGGCUCUUAAUUCUGCAUUUGAUGCACACAGCAGUGUGUGCCAGUGUAUAUAGAUGUUUUUAAAAUUGUGCUUGCUAUUUAUGAAGUUUGAAUAUAAGAGAUCUGCAUACUAUUCUAAGUAAUUUUGUUCUCUGAGCCAGUUCUAACAUAUAUUUUUGUCCAAAGACCUGUCUAAUUUUAUCCUCUUUAGUUCAUGACAUAGAUAACAAUGGGAGGGAUAAGGUGGGAAUAAAUGUAUUUAUUUUGUUAUAUAAGUUAAGUUGUUAUAUUUUUUUUUUCCAUUUGUAUGGCACUUAACAGAUAUAUGUGUGUACUAUAUGCACUUGUAUGAAAAAGAUGUAGGAAAUAUAGGAUUUGAUUGGCCUGUAAUUUGCAUGCUAGGGACAAAAGGGGAAGGGGAAAAAUGGGUUGGUGGUUGGUUUUUUUUAUUGUUUUUCUUUUUUUUUUCCUGUUUGUUUUUAAUUAAAAAAAAAUUGCUUUUCUUUAUAGUGAGGGAAAUUCUCCAUUCUUUGUAGUUAUUUUUGGCAGGACUGUAUACUGGUGUUUACAUUGAAAUUGAACCAUGCAUUUAGUCCAGGCUGGUAACACUGAUUUUCUUUCAAGGAAACAGUUUCUGCUCUGUCUUAGUGCGAUAGGAAGACCCAGUGAGAUGAAGACAAGAACAGGUCACACACACACACGGACGUGUCCCUUCUGUUUUGAGAAUGUGUUCAUGGUCACAGUCACUUGUUUUGCUAUUGCUGCAUGGCGGACUGUGCAAAAUAGGCAUUGUUUGCAGUCCAGUAAUGACACCUAGAAGUGACCCCAGGGAUUCAGGGAAGUGGAUGUGUCUGUGCGUGCUCACGUGUGUGCAUGGGCACACCUGGUGCACACGCUGCUGAGAGCCAUCGAGUACUCUUACCAGAGGUCUGCUUUUGGCUUUCAGGAAUAAUGGGCGUCUGUGGUCUGAUCAGAGGGAACGGGUAUACUUUGUGUUUCAGUGGGUAGUAAAUAUUUAAGGGAGGUAAUGAAGUGGUGCAUAAACUAUUGUAGUAAGUGAAUAUGUUUUAGUGUUGAGGUUAAUGUACGAUGACUUGAUUUUACUGCAGUUCUUGUUGUUAUAUCAUUUAAUCCCAGUCUCUGGAAUAGCAGACUGCACGGGAGUGUGGUGUUGGUAUUCCAGUUAGUGACUUACCUCUGCUACCAGACUGAUGCAAGUAGAUAGUGAAUGACUUGUGAGUAUAUUGUUUAACUGUAGACAUCUAGUUUAUGAUGAUCAUUUGAACUUUUUUUUCCAAAACUUUCCAUAUAUAUAGUAAUAUAUGUAAAUAAGAUAUAUAACCAUGUACAAUUUAGAUUAUAUACAGUGCAGCCUUUCCAUAAGUUGCCUGAGGAAACUCAGUGAACUCUUGUAGACACAGUUACCAUGCUCCUGGUUCCUGCUAUGUUUACACUCUCAGCUUCACUUGUUUCUGUGGCUCUGUAAAACUUAUGUGGUAGGGUCUUUAACUGGCUUCACUGGGAAAUGAGGAGGACCUGAACAUGCAAGGGUAUUGAGGGAUGAAACAACUGCGGCUUUUUUUUUUUAAAUCUUCCAGCCAAGAUUCUGCCAAGUUUCUGGCACUCGAAUGCUUUCAUGGUAAAUAGCCACUUAACAUUAAGCAAGUGAAUGUUAGCAGGAUCAGGGUCUAGUAAAGAAUCUGUUGUUCCAGUUAGGAUGUGUGUGUAAGGCUUUUGAGCUGGGAGGCCCAUGGUGUGGCACACGCUGCUGGUAACUGUCUUCUAAGCAAUCCCUUUUUAAUUCGUAGAGUGAAAGACUUCCAAAAAAUGUGCUGAGAAAGGAGAGCUGACAGUUCUCUAGACUGUUGCAGCAGUUUGUUAGAUGAUGUGUGAAAUUUUAGCAAAUAUGGUGGAACAAACAGCUGGUUUACAUUCCUUCUUCAGUGAUGGAUCUGAUUUUUUUUCUUUCUCACUGCUUUGUGCAGUCUGAUCCUUCAGUGUUUACAUUAAGGAUGAAACAUCCAUUCUUUUUUUUUUUUUACUGGAAAGUUUCACACAUUUAUUUUGAGUUGUUCAAAUUUGAGGUUCAGUUGGGGUUUCCAGGUUUGCUUGCUUUCAUUGUUUUUCUUUUUUUAAAUAAAAUAAAUUUCUGAAGACAGCAAUGUGGUUGAGAUCUCUUGUACAUAUUUAGCGCAGUACCUAGACUAUGAAGUUAUAUUAUUGUUCUGUAAAGAGGGUGAAUAGAAAUUAUUGUAAAGCGUUGGGAGAAGUAUAGUAUUGUAUUUGUAACAAUAUUGUUCUUUGUAAACAUUUAAUGAUCUCUAUAUAAAAAUAUAAAUAUAUAUAUAUAAAUACAUGUGAGCCUGGAAUGUUGAUACUGCACAUCUACUGAAUGUAAUUCCUCUGAUGUUUUUUGCCACAGGUCUCUGACCUCUGUAAUGAAGCUGCUGUGGUCUGAUUUGGGGGGUGGGGGGCGCGGAGGAGGAAUGGGCUUUUAAUUUGGGGGGUGGGGGGAUGGGGGAAGGAGUUCUGGCCAGCUGUUUUGUUGUGAUGUAUUUACUGUGCUACAUUCCUUUAUUUAACAGAGCGCUAAUGUCUGUAAGAUUUACAACAAUAAAAUACAAAACAAAAAUA
Messenger RNA from Cygnus atratus (black swan), 6157 nucleotides. RefSeq names its product amyloid beta precursor protein binding family A member 1 (gene APBA1). NCBI's taxonomy places the organism in Eukaryota, Metazoa, Chordata, Aves, Anseriformes, Anatidae. The transcript has 13 exons. Gene Ontology annotation, cellular component: dendritic spine; plasma membrane; cytoplasm. Gene Ontology annotation, biological process: chemical synaptic transmission. Bases 155 to 2626 code for a protein of 823 amino acids. Gene Ontology annotation, molecular function: amyloid-beta binding; protein binding. The record is from RefSeq and is a predicted model, not a curated record.